AUGUAUAAGAUGGAUGGGCCAAGAGCUGCGGAGCAUUCUUUAUUUGCGGGCCGGCCUGUCUCUCAAUUCUCCUGGGAAGAUGCAUUUAAGUUGACUGAGUAGUGAAGACAACGACGCUUGAUUGUAUUGUAUACAAAUCAAAUCCGUGUCCGUCUGCCCGUUGAAAAUGGCAGGCCUUGUUUACGAGAUAUUCGCGUCGUCGGCGUUGGUGUCGCUGGGGUUCUACCACCUCAUCAGCACCACCCGCAACUACCUGAAAUCCCCACAGUCCUACUCCGCAAAACCCUACCAUCCCUUGACGCUUGCGUCGUCCUCGCAUUUCCUCAAGCACCUUGAGCUCUACCUGCUCAUCCUUUGCCUCCUCGUCGCCUUCGCCCACCAACUCCUCGUGUCCUUCGACCCCGAUCCUCUCCUCAAGGGCCAUUCCCCCGUCCACCGCCUCACCUCUCUUCAGUCCGCCGCCGUCCUCUUCCUCUUCCUCAUCCUUUCCCUCUCCCUCCUCCUCUCCGACUCCCACUCCGCUCUCCUCCCCCUCCCCUCCGAUCUCUUCUUCGCCCUCGCCUCUGGCCUCUUCUUCCUCCAGUACUCCGUCUCCUCCUCUGCCGCCUCCGUCCAGACCUCCGAUCUCCAGGCCAGGUGCGACUCCAUAUCCGCCCGCGUCUCCGCCCUAACCGCCCUCCUCUGCCUCCUCCUCGCUUGCCGCCCCAAACUCUUCGUCGCCGAUGUCUGCCUCGGCGCCGCCAUGUGCUUGCAGGGUCUCUGGGUGCUACAGACCGGCCUCUCCCUCUACGUAGACGCCUUCAUUCCCGAGGGCUGUCACCGGCUGCUCGACGUGGUAAGCGGCGUGGAGGGCUCCACCAAGUGCGAGCUCGAGGAUUCCAGGUUGAGGGCCGUGGCCAUUUUGGAUCUGGUCUUCCUUGUUCACGUCAUGUUCGUGCUGCUCAUCGUCGUGGUCACCUACGCUGCUGUGGCCAAGGCCCUUGGCAUCCGGAGAUCGCUUGGGUCGUACCAGGCCUUGCCCACCACUGCCUCUCUGGCGGAUAACAACAACAAUCAUAUUCAGAUGAAAGCUUUGACCGGCACCCAGGCUUGAAUCUCUUCACUCCUCCUUGUCCACUCCUAUUACGAUAGUUGAUCUGCAUAGAGUUAUGUAUGUGAAUACAGUCUAUUUUUGUUUCAAUAUAUUUGUCCUGACUCUUUAUUUUA
Messenger RNA from Corylus avellana, 1206 nucleotides. RefSeq names its product plant viral-response family protein (DUF716). NCBI's taxonomy places the organism in Eukaryota, Viridiplantae, Streptophyta, Magnoliopsida, Fagales, Betulaceae. The record is from RefSeq and is a predicted model, not a curated record.